Drosophila nasuta is the source of this 3094-nucleotide messenger RNA. RefSeq lists its product as uncharacterized. Gene Ontology annotation, biological process: signal transduction. Lineage: Eukaryota; Metazoa; Arthropoda; Insecta; Diptera; Drosophilidae. The record is from RefSeq and is a predicted model, not a curated record.
AAAAAAACACAGCGCUUGAUCAAUUGAGCUGUCGAACAGGUGGCACACAGAGUGUUGCGCCUUCAAAGCAUGUUUCUGGCGGUUAAUCAAAGUCUCCACAACUCAAAGAGGCGGCGCGAUGAGCAAGCUGCCUGCUCGCAGCCAUCCCCGGAGAGAACAGAUUCCACAACGCAGCUGGUGGCCAAUAUGACAGCGACAGCCACAACAACAACAACAACAUCUCUUGGGCAUAAAUGCGAGAGUUGCCAGCACAUACAACAACCACAACCACAACCACAACAAGGCAACGAUGAGCCGCCCUGCAGCUGUGACUGCAACUGCAUCAAUAAGCCAUCAUCUAUGCAAAUGCCAAUGGCAUUGCCAAUGGUGCGCACCUCCCUCGUCCUCGUCUACAUCUAUCUGGGCGCCCUCACACUAAUGCUGGCCACCCUCGCCAUGCUCUUCUAUACGCACAGUCAGGCCGCGCAGGAGUCCCCAACGUUGUCCACGCUCCUCAAUCAGCGCGCCUUUCACGCACAGUUCCACAGCGAACUGCUUCGAUCGGAGCAGGUGUUGCGCACGAUGGUCACCCAGAUUAUGGAGCGCGAUUAUCCCAUGGACAUGAGCACAACCACCGUGCAGCCGAGCAGCUUGGGACUGAGCGUGGUGCGCAACGAGCGCAAAUUGAACGACAAUUUCCUGAGCCAUUUGCCGAAUGUAAAACGCAUUCGCAGGGACAUCGCCUCCUCCUCGCCCGCCUCCAUGCACGCAGAUCCACUGAUUGAAUUCUUCAAUCCAAAUCAUCGCAAGGCGCUCGAGGAGCAGGACACCGAGAUACGCAAACGAACCGGUCUCAAGGGCGCGGCGCCCGGCGGCGAUGAAUGGAUCUAUCUGAACACCUAUUGCCGUGUGCCCGAGAAGAUUAUCACCGGUUUCUGCAAGGGCACCCAGGACUAUUGCCCGCCCGCACCACAAGGUCCCCAGGGCGCCGUCGGUCCCAAAGGACCCACCGGUAAUCCGGGUCUGCCCGGCAUACCCGGUCCCAAGGGCAAUCGCGGUGAUGUGGGACUACCCGGUGCACCCGGUGUCGAUGGUGUGGGUCAACUGGGUGCCACCGGGCCGCGCGGACCCAAGGGAGACGCCGGCGGCAUUGGGCGAGCCGGAUUGGAUGGGCGAGACGGUGUGCCCGGUGAACCAGGCUUGGACGGUGUGCCGGGACGAGCGGGUGCCGAUGGCAAGAACGGGCUGGCGGGACGUGAUGGCAAGGAUGGUAUGCAUGGCAAGGACGGCAAGGAUGGCAUGUCCAUAACGGGGCCAAAGGGAGCACAAGGUCCGCCCGGCGAGCGUGGACUGAAGGGUAUUGCUGGGCCACGCGGACGUCCGGGCAAGCCAGGCACCAAUGGCACACCUGGCAUACCUGGCGUCAAUACCUGGAAGAUGCAGUAUCCCAAUGGCAGCGCCACCAGCGACCUGCUUAUACCGCCCUCCAUAACAGACUUGAUGUCACCCAACUUCCGACGCAGCGUCAUCGUCGAGGAGGGUAAAACCCUGAACAUGAGCUGCUCGGCAACAGGCAAUCCACAGCCGCAGAUCGAAUGGCGACGCGACGAUGGACGCACCAUAAAUGUUAAUGGCAUUGAAAUGAGCUCGAUUAGCGGUCAGUUCAUCAAGUUCACGAACAUCACGCGCCAUCAAAUGGCCGCCUACACGUGUCAUGCCAACAACGGCAUUCCCCCAGUGGCCAAUGCCACUUUCCUGGUCGAAGUGCACUUUGCGCCAAUGAUCUCGGUUUAUCGGCAAAUGAUCUAUGCGGAGUAUCAGAGUAGUGCCACCUUGGAGUGUCAGGUGGAAGCCUUCCCCGAGGCUAUACGCUACUGGGAGCGUGCCUACGAUGGCAAGAUACUUGAUCCCAGCGACAAGUAUCGCAUCGAAUCCUAUCCAGAUGGUUUUAAGACCUCGAUGCGUUUGACCAUCAUCAAUUUGCGCAAGGAUGACUUUGGCUACUAUCACUGUGUGGCACGCAACGAGCUCAAUGCUACCAUGGUUAACUUUGAGAUUGCACCUCAGGAUCCCAACAGCGAGACGCCCUAUGUGGGCAACAAUGUCAAGGUCUAUGGCCAGCGACCACCCGAAAGCGAAUGUCCAGUCUGUGAUCAGUGUCCCGACCCAAGCUUGUAUCAGUGCAAGGAUUCUAUUUUAAACAAUUUCGAGAUACAACCGACGGGCAAUCUCAGCUAUCCCGGACUGCCAAAGCGUGCGAAGAACUGCUAUUUGUAUGCUGUGGGCAAGCCAGUGUUCCAUAAGGUGGUCAACGAAAAGUUUGGCUCGUGGCUACGCGAUGCUGCCCCCCGAGACAUUGAUCGAGAGAAAACGUUUGUCACCAAUGAGAAUGAUGCCUACAAUCUGUUUGAGUUCUCCACACGCAUACAGUAUCGCAUGAACAGUGUGCCCAGGCACAAGUACGAAAUAACCGAAGGAUUUCAGGGCAAUGCGCAUGUGGUGUACAAUGGUUCAUUCUAUUACCAUCAGAAGAACACCGAUUUGGUUGUCAAACUAGAUUUGACAACCUCCAAGAAGACAACCUUUCAAUUGCCCUACGCUGGAGUCGCUGCUGGCAAUCGACUCUACGCCACCGAUCACAAUUACAUGGACUUUAAUGUGGACGAGGUUGGUCUCUGGGUCAUCUACAGUACAUACGACUCGAACAACACUCUGGUGGCCAAACUGGAUUCAGAGACACUGCGCAUGCAGUUCAAUUUCAAUAUCACACUCGAUCACAAGCAGUUUGGCGAAAUGUUUAUCGUCUGUGGCAAUUUGUAUGCCAUCGAUUCGGGCACCGAUAAAAAUACUCAGAUACGAUAUGUCGUCGAUCUGUACAAGGGUAAACUGCUCAAUGCCAAUUUACCCUUCUCGAAUCCCUUUAGCUAUACCACAACAGUUGGCUACAAUCCUCUCACAGUGGAACUUUACUCCUGGGACAAGGGCAAUGCACUUACAUAUCCUAUACGCUACAAUGAACAUCGUUUGGCAACAGAUAAUAUGUAAUCGAAACACGAAAUGUUUUACCAUAUCUAUAGUAUGAAUAUAUAAAUAUAAACUGUUCUUUUUUUUACCA